This is a messenger RNA of Aspergillus ochraceoroseus IBT 24754, 4969 nucleotides long. It is a transcript of the gene pex6, whose product is annotated as AAA family ATPase peroxin 6. Gene Ontology annotation, molecular function: ATP binding; ATP hydrolysis activity. Gene Ontology annotation, cellular component: cytosol; peroxisomal membrane. The transcript has 3 exons. The record is from RefSeq and is a predicted model, not a curated record. Bases 213 to 4619 code for a protein of 1468 amino acids. NCBI's taxonomy places the organism in Eukaryota, Fungi, Ascomycota, Eurotiomycetes, Eurotiales, Aspergillaceae. Gene Ontology annotation, biological process: protein import into peroxisome matrix.
CCUUCUCCAGCAUUCGUGAUCGGCUUCUCCAGCGUCUGGGGUGAUUCUUCCCUCUUCCAUCCCUCUAUGACUUCCUUGUCCAUUUACUGAGGAAUAUGCUCUAUUAAUUUGUUGUUGCUGUUGUUGUUGUUGUUGUUGUUCUCUCCUCUUGUCUCUUUCGCAUCCCCCGUAGACGCUUCCAUCCCCUCAUUCUGCCGACGGCAUCUUCCACCAUGGACAUUGAACGGCACCAGUUAAGCUCGGACCAGCCAAAGCGACGAAGAAGGAAUGCUGCGCGGAGGCGGUUCCGCAACAAGGCUCCCAUAUCUGCACGCCUCUCUCUCGAUCAUCACCUGCGCGGAAGUGUCGGGGUCGUCUCUGCCGAUCUGGCCAACGACCUGUUUCAAGCGCCUGAGUCAACAACCGAUAGUGGAAUCCGCUAUGUCGCAAUUUCCCCGUAUCUACCGGGUCCCAGUUCGGCCGUCGAGGAGCUGGCCUGGACCAUUGUUCCGGUUCGCGCACAGUCUCCCGGUCGCUCCAAGGAAUCGCCCCUCCCCAAUUCUACAAUAGUGUUCCCGGAUUCAGCCGACUCCUUGCAGCCGCUCAUUCGGACUCUGGGGAAGCUGGACCCUGCCCGCCAUUCUGUCCCGACCCCGCGCAUCAUCGAGAUUCGGGUAUUGGAUAUUGUUCCCUUGCAUCUCGAUACCGUUUAUGUCACAGUCGAACGGAACCUUCUUCGGAAUCACGAUGAUGUCCAAAGCAGAUUCGGUGGCGGCUUUACUACAAACCUUCACGGACCGAAUGGGCUCUGGGCAAAGGCGGGGAAAGGGCUCGAACCAAAGAAAUCCUCAAAGAGGGCCGCUGCGGAAGUCGAAGAGAGGCUUACCGCUGCGGUACGUGAGGCAUUGGGGACCCAGAAGGUGGUGCAUACCGGUGAUGUGCUACCUCUUCCCUUACCUCCGCAUCCGAUUACCUACGCGCCCGCACCACCAGCCCACAUUUCCUUCUGUGAACCGGUUUCGCAGGGCUUAUUGCUACCCACUACCAAGAUUGUUCUUAUUCAAGCGCGUCCUCGAGGGACUCGCGCUCAGCGGAGCUUGAGGACUGCGUCCGGCUUCCUCAAGCAGGUGGCUGAGGACGAGGCGGAUGACACUUCCAACGAGCAGUUCUAUUCGGCGGCGGAGGACAAACCGGCCGAGAGUAGUACAGAAAUGGAAACUACAUCUAAUGCCGAAGAGUCGGACACUGAAGGAUCCGUCGGAAAUCUGAGCGAUUCGUCCGAUGACUCUCUGGACGAUAUGAUUUCUCUCAGUGCACCGGAGCUCCCACAGCCAGCCUCUGGUGUCAUGUCUGGGAUGACCGCGGCUACCCCGCGGGCCCGACGCACAGAUGGUAUUCAUACCCCUGGAUCCAUAGUGUCCACCCUCACCUCCUCAACUCUCCGUCCCAACCGGGGGGGGCCGGGCGGAAAAGUUUUCAAAGCGGAGGGACUUUUGCGUAGCGUGCCAAACGAACUCCUCCAUCCCAGACCAAGAGAUGAUGAUGACAUCGAGUCAUUUAUCAUUGCAGAUAUUAGUGCCCUGGCAAAAAUUGGCUGCUUUUCUGGAGACUGGGUUCGGAUUGAAGCUACAGAGGAACCCCAGUCCAAUAUUUUUGCCUCAAUUAAGCUGGGAAGCUUCAAUGACCAAGAGGAAGAAACUGGCGACUGGCGUGCUGUGAAGAUCUACGGCCUACCUGGUCUUCCUUCCGCAAAGCCUCGAUAUUCAAUCAACCAGUCUGCUGACCGGCGCCUGAGUAUAUCGGGACGCCCUCCCAUGCGCCUUACUCCCUCGGUCUUUAUGCCCCCCCUGCUAUUAAACAACCUCAACAACCCCAAGUAUGUCCGUUUAUCUCCAAUGAAUUUGGGAGCCGGCAGCGGAGCAUCCAGGCCGGGACUCCUGCACCAGGUGAAAACCGCUGUUCGCAGCCCCCCACUGGCCAAAGAGGUGACCUUACUCAAAGUCUCUACUCCGCUUUCCAUGGACCGCGUCCUCCAGCCCGCCUUGUUUGCGGGCCUGAAACAGUACUUUGAGACCAAACGACGCCUCCUGAAGAGCGGCGACCUUUUGGGAAUUAGCAUCGACGAAAGCCUCGGUAGAGCUGUCUUCGCGGGGGCAGGCGCUGCUGCCCAUGAUGGUGCCCAAGACGAUGAUUUAACAACCAAGCUAGGCCCCGUGGCCGAUUCGGAUCGUGCGGCAUCGAAGAAGGCAGGGGGCGUUGUCGCUUGGUUCCGUGUUGGACAAGUAAUUCCCACCCCGCCCACUGACCGGGACGAUCCGAGUGAAUUUGACUGGGGCGGCGUGGCUAUCAUCGACUCGGCCACUACGCGGAUGGUGCAGGCAGGAAGUGAUGUCAGCCGGGUUCCAGGCACCUUGAAUAACGGCUGGGAAUACUGGCUGGGGGCGAGGACUAUUCCAAAGCCGGUGGUCGAUAUGCCAACGAUCCAUGGUGUCACAACUGAAUUGCCCCAGUCCUUUAUCUCGCCGAUCCAGCAACGUGUACGAGACUUGAUGGCAGUGGCUACGAGCACCCGCGCGAUCCAGCUUGGCAUGAAGCCCGUGGUUAUUCUCUUGAGGUCCCAACAAAGGCACAUCGGAAAGGCCACGCUUGCGACGCGGGCUUGUGCCGAUAUUGGCCUCCAUACCUUCCCGAUCGAUGCAUACGAUAUCUUGACCGAGGGGGGUGCCAAUGGCGGUGAUGUGAAGACUGAGGCAUAUCUGAAAGCCAGAGCGGAGCGUGCUUUCCACUGUGGCUCAGACUGCACCGCUCUUCUGAUCAAGCAUAUUGAGGUUUUGACCGCAGACCGAAUCGUUUCAGCAAUGACGGGGAUUUUGGCCGAGGCGAGGGUUGUCAUUGCCACUACCACGGAUGUGGAACAAAUCCCCGAAGGUAUUCGCAGCAUGUUUACACACGAGUUUGAGAUGACUGCCCCCGAGGAGAAAGAGCGAGAGGGCAUCCUUCGGAAUGCCGUCUCCGAGCGCAGCAUCAAAAUCUCGACGGAUGUGGAUCUGGGAACUGUCGCUCUCAAGACGGCCGCUCUCGUUGCCGGAGACUUGGUGGAUGUUGUUGAACGAGCAUCCAUCGCAAGGGCCGCUCGUCUAGAGAAAUUAGCCGACACCGCAAGCAAGCAGUCCUCGAGCGCCAAGGUGACCCUUCAAGAUAUCCUCAUUUCUGGCGGCGAAGCCGUUCGAGGCGUCACCAAGGCUGACUUUGACGCUGCUGUGGACGCUGCAAGAAAGAACUUUGCCGACUCCAUUGGCGCCCCAAAGAUCCCCAAUGUGAGCUGGGAAGACGUUGGUGGACUGACCAAUGUUAAAGAUGCCCUUGUUGAAACCAUCCAGCUACCCCUUGAGCGCCCCGAAUUGUUCGCCAAGGGUAUGAAGAAGAGAAGUGGUAUCUUGUUCUACGGUCCCCCGGGCACUGGCAAGACGUUGCUGGCCAAGGCAAUUGCCACCGAAUUCUCUCUCAAUUUCUUCUCCGUGAAGGGACCUGAACUGCUCAACAUGUACAUUGGUGAGUCCGAAGCGAACGUUCGACGCGUCUUCCAGCGAGCUCGAGAUGCUCGGCCCUGCGUGGUCUUCUUCGACGAACUGGACUCGGUCGCCCCUAAGCGUGGCAACCAAGGAGACAGCGGGGGUGUGAUGGACCGCAUCGUCAGCCAGCUGCUUGCCGAGCUGGACGGAAUGAACGGUGGAGAGGAAAACAGCGGCGGUGUGUUUGUGAUUGGUGCAACUAACCGUCCCGACCUGCUGGACACGGCUCUCCUUCGUCCGGGUCGUUUUGAUAAGAUGCUGUAUCUUGGAGUAUCCGAUACCCAUGAGAAGCAGGCUACGAUCUUGGAGGCGCUGACGCGCAAGUUUGCCUUGAGCCCCGAGGUCUCGCUCCGCCGAGUGUCCACGCGACUGCCUCUUACGUAUACCGGUGCGGAUCUUUAUGCUCUGUGCUCGGAUGCUAUGCUCAAAGCCAUCACCCGCAAGGCUACGGCGGUCGAUGAGAAGAUCAAGCAGUUGCCGGGCGGGCCAGUCAGUACUGCAUACUUUUUCGAUCACCUGGCUACCCCAGAUGAUGUGGCGGUGAUGGUUACGGAGGAUGACUUUUUUGAGGCACAGGGCGAGCUUGUUCCUAGCGUUAGUGCCAAAGAGCUUGAGCAUUUCGAACGGAUCCGACAGAUGUUUGAAUCCACCGAUAAGGAUAAGCCCACGCCGGAGUCUGGGCACCAAGCUGGAGCCCCAAACGUACCAUCUCCCCAAACCAUUGGAGAUGCCAUCGAGGCUCUGAACCGGGGAGAAGAAUGGGAUGAUUUCCUCGGCGGACCCGUCACCAACGGAGAUCGGCCACUUUCCCCUGAUAGCAAAGGGAAAGGCAACCCGGGAGGAGGGUCCAGUAUCCGCAGUGUCAGCGGCCAGUCCGUACCCAAUAAUAAGGGCAAGGGCAAGAGUCCUGCGGGUUCCGGCGGGAAGUGGAAGGGCAAGGGUAUUUCCGUCGCUCACGGCGAUUCGGAUUCAUCGCUGGAUGGACCUCGAGAGGAUGGGGCGAUCAAUGGGGACGAGGACUAUAUUAUUCGUACGGAUCAUUUGGGGCCGUCGAACGGUUCCUCGUAAGUUGCGAUCGCGGGUUUCUUGUGUAUUGGUACAUACUGUCGUACUUGGGCGAUGUACAUAUAUAGUCGUAGUACUCUCACUCUUCCAUAGGAAAAAGAUGCUAAGUAACCCUAGGGUUAGGGUCGGGUAACAAGGGGUAGUACAGUAUCAAAAGGAUCUGACCUCUUCUUAUCGGAUCUUCUGCUUCUAGCAGAAUAAUUCAAUAAAGAUAUAUCAGGAGACCAUGGAUAGUUACUACCUAACUAAGUUAGUAAGAUCGGUGUGGACUCGGAUCUCGCCCGAGGGGGGUUGGGGUUGUUCAUUCUUAUUAUUCACAGUUUCCCCCUCAAGUGGAUCAGCUUAUCUUGAAU